CUUGGCACGAAUUUAUAAAGGCUCAACAAACUGAGCAGAAACAUAUGAACAGCCGACUGCAAGUAAAAAAGGAAGAAGCAGUGUGGGAACUUUUCACAAGUGAAUGCACUUACUUUCUGGAUCAUUUGCUGGUUCUCAAGAUGAUAUUUAUGAAGACUCUAAAAUACCUCCAGAGGAAUGAAUUUCUCUUGGACGUGGACUUAUGGAGACUUUUUGCAAACUUGGAGGAAUUAAAUAAGAUAAGCCUCAGCUUUGUGGAAAAUUUUUUUGAAACUGUGAAGGAACAUGUCACUGAGUCAGGAUCACCUACGAACUUCAUCUCCAUGCUCAGAAAGUUUUUCCAGGGUGACCUCUGCCAGACACACCAGAUUUAUUGCCUCAAUUAUACCACCGCUGUCUUCUACUUGGAAAAGCUGAGACAGAGAGAAGAUUUUGGCAUCUACCUGAAGUGGUGUGAACAGAAGGAGCAGUGCAGAAGGCUGCACCUGACGGAGCUGCUGGUGGCUCCUCUGCACCGCCUGACCCGCUAUCCCCUCCUCCUGAACAACAUCUGGAAGAGGAGCACGGACGAAACAGAGAAAGAUUCUAUCUGGUCACUUAAAGAGAAAGUGGAAAAGUCCAUACGGGAUCUGGAAGGUAAAGUCAAGUGGUUGGACAACUUUCAGAAAUUCAGGCAGCUCCAUGAGGUCAUAAUUUGGCCUGAAGUCUGGGAUCGUGACAAGAGAUUCUUUAUUCCCCAUUCUCUCACUGUCUCUCUCUUUUCGGUGUGUUUGAAACAAAGCUUGAGAGAGAACAGCGGUGAAAACGUUUUGUCUUCAGCAAGCAGACUUCUUCACGAUGGGAGGCUGACACUGGCAGAAAGCACAAGACUUCUUGAUGUCUACCUCUUUCUAUUUGAUGAUUUCCUAUUAAUCACCAAAAUUAAACGUAACAAAAAGAAAUACGGGGGCUCAGACACAGGCUUAACCCUUGUCUGUCCUUCCCUUGCUCCGGAGCUGCAGUCGGUUGUAAGAGAAGGUGGGUUUUGCCAAGUCUUGGACCAACCCAUCCCACUGGACAGAUUAAUACUGAAAAACGUUGAUCCCAUCCAUGUAACAGUUUUCAGCCUGCAAAAUGCUUUCCUAAUACAGCAUGAAAAUAGGUAUGGGCAGUGCAUAGCAGUCUUCCUGCUACAAGCACAAACAGAGUCUGCCAAGAAAACAUGGAUGUCACAGAUAGAAAGAGCAAUCUCCAAUUACAUGAAGCGACAAACCAAGAAAAGCACACUCCUCUGCUCAGCAGCUGAAUUCUCUGAAAUUUAAUAUUGCCAAUACAGCUCUGACAGAUGCAACAGACGACUACUGUGGUAAUAGCACCAUUUUUUCUUCCAGUGUGCAUUAACUUUCUGAAACUAACAGGCUUCUGACUCAACUAAAUAGAAGUGAUGAGUUUUGAUCACAGGAUGUAGGAAUAAAUUGGAGGGGGAGAAUGAGCCGCAGAACAAAUACAUCACUCUCAGAUGCCUUUUUGCUUCAGCUUGGGGAAGGCUCUUCCCAACAAGGCAAGCAUUAAUACGACCUGUCCUUUCCUAGAAAGCAGGACAAGGAAAACACCUACGUCGGUGAGGAGAACUCAUACACCAGAAGUCUAGAGCUCAUACAAACUGUAUUCACAAAUUUCACAGAUUUAAAAUUGUAGGUAACUCUCUAGCCAUAGCUCCCAUGCUUACUGCCUUUCUUCUGUAACACUGCACAUUGACACUGUGGGAGCAGAUCAGUAAAAGCAUAUACUGCCUUAAUUCUCCAUUAAUUUUUGUGAGGAGGCUGCUUAAUGCCCUGUUUCUUUGAAAAGGUCAUUCUUACAUCUAACAUCCAGGCACACUGCAGAAGCCACAGAAUACAUAAAAAGAGAGAACAAAAAUGCAGUGAUGUUCUACGUAUAACGGGAACUUUUUUUUUACCUGAAACUUUUUCACAAUGUUAUUAUUAGCAGAUUUGUCAUUAUGUAUUAUUUACUCUCAGCAAAAUCGAACUCCAAAGGCUUUUCAACUUCUCUUUAAAAAUGUGAGCUUCUCAUUAAACCAUUCAAUACAGACUGCAGUUCUGUGAUCCAUAAAGUACGCACUUGCUAAUCACUUUUUUUUAUUAUUAUUAUUUAAGAGAUACAUGAAUAGAACCACAGAACAGUUUGCAUCUGCUUGCCACAAAACAUUCACAGGUUACAACUGAGGGUGCUCUCAACAAGCUUCUCUUGGCUAAGUGCCUGAAAUUAGCCAGUUAAGAAGGCAGACUCCCUAGAGCCGCUCUAUAUGGUCUGCCACAUCUCCCACUUGCCGUGCCCAACCAGAUAAUCACCAUAAGCAGGGAAGUUAACUCUUAAAGAACACUUCUAGUUCCAAAAAUGAUUUCAGGGGGAGCUAAGUAGGGAAACUACACAGAUGAGGAGCAGACUGAAAAAUUUAGGAGAGCUCUUCCAAUUGUUUGCAUUACUCAUGGUUAAAUCAGCUCCUUAUCUCUGCUCUGACAUCGCGUGAAAGUCAUGAGCUCAGUCACUGCCCCUAAUCCAGCUCCACCCAUGUGGCGGCCUGUUUCAUCCACCUGAGCUUGUUCACAUCUAUACGUACAGAUUCCAGACCAGAGGUUGUCAGACUUACCUGGUUCACCAUUGUUCAGAUGCAGUACGUGUUCCUGCUCCUUCCCUUCAUGCUCAUGAUAGAAGUUCCUGUCACAGCUUAAUGAAAAAAGAGCAGCUAUCCAAGCUUCACACCAAAUGGUAAAUGUGGAGGACAGGAGAGCAAAACUAAGCAAACACAGCAGAUCUACUCCAGGAUGACAUCCAAGCUGCAAACACUUAGCCACAGCUUGGCUUCAACAGCUGUGCUCAAUCCCCACUGAUCCCAUAUUCAGCUGCACCCAGUCACACCCUCACAUCCCUGCUGCCUCCCCAGAACCUCACAGUAUCUUGCAACCGGUGAUAUUUCCAAAGAAAGAUUUUUAAGCCCAGAAAAGUCAUGCCUGUCAGCUAAAGCCCCAUGCUUUGCGAGCUGUCGGAGGGGGAGUUUUUGCACUUCUUGUGUACUUUUAGCCAGAAAGGCCAUUAAGACAGGUCUGUUUAGUUUACCAGGUAACUAAAACAGUGCUGGAGAUCAUUUUCUAGAGGUCAGCCCACCUCCAAAGGAGGACAUGCUGGGGGA
Messenger RNA from Phasianus colchicus (ring-necked pheasant), 3172 nucleotides. Lineage: Eukaryota; Metazoa; Chordata; Aves; Galliformes; Phasianidae. The record is from RefSeq and is a predicted model, not a curated record.